UCCGGUGUUCUCGUUCCGAGAGAGGCGUCCUCCGAGUAGAGAGGCCGCGAUGCUGGGCUUCCUGAAGCACCCGGUGAUCUUCUCAGUGGAAGUCAAUGCGAAUGUGGUGCUUCUGUCUGUUCUGGGGCUCCUGACCCGCUUGUGGGGCCUCUCCCACCCCAGGGCCGUCGUUUUUGACGAAGUGUAUUAUGGGCAGUUCCUGUCCCUGUACAUGAAGCGGAUCUUCUUCGUGGACGACAGUGGGGCCCCCCUUGGACACAUGCUCCUGGCUCUCGGAGGGUACUUGGGAGGCUUUGAUGGGAACUUCUUGUGGAACCGGAUCGGAGCAGAAUACACUCCCAACGUGCCAGUCUGGGCCUUGCGCCUCCUCCCCGCCGUGUCCGGCGCACUUGCGGUGCCGUUGUCCUACCAGAUCCUGGUGGAGAUGCGCUUCUCGCAUGUCGUCGCCUUCGGAGCCUCCGUCCUCAUCUUGCUGGAGAACGCCUUCAUCACUCAGUCCCGGCUGAUGCUGCUCGAGUCCGUCUUGAUCUUCUUCAUCCUUUUGGCCCUUUUGUCCUACCUGAAGUUCCACAACUCCCAAAGCCCUUUUUCAGCACGAUGGUGGUUCUGGCUUUUGCUCACUGGUUUUUGCUGCUCCUGCGCCGUUGGGGUGAAAUACAUGGGCUUCUUCACUUACGGCCUGAUUUUGGCCGUCGGAGGAGUCCAUGCCUGGCAACUGAUUGGCGACCAGACCUUGUCCAACGUCUCCCUCCUGUGCCACUUUGUGGCCCGUGUCCUGGCACUGGUGCUAUUCCCGGCGGUCGUCUACCUGUCCUUCUUCUACCUCCACCUGGCCUUGCUCUACCGCUCCGGCCCGCAUGACCAGAUCAUGAGCAGCGCCUUCCAGGCCAGUUUGGAGGGGGGUCUUUCCCGGAUCACUCGGGGUCAGCCGCUGGAGGUGGCCUACGGCUCCCAGGUCACACUGCGCAAUGUCCUGGGCAAACCCUUGCCCUGCUGGCUCCAUUCGCACAAGAACACCUACCCCAUCAGGUAUGAAGAUGGGCGGGGCAGCUCCCACCAGCAGCAGGUGACCUGCUACCCCUUCAAAGACGUCAACAACUGGUGGAUCGUCAAGGACCCCGGGAUGCAGCAGCUGGUGGUGAGCAACCCCCCACGCCCCGUGCGCCACGGCAGCCUUGUGCAACUCGUCCACGGCAUCACCACACGCUUCCUCAACACGCACGACGUGGCCGCUCCGCUCAGCCCUCAUGCACAGGAAGUCUCUGGCUACAUUGACUACAACGUCUCCAUGCCAUCCCAGAACCUCUGGCGCCUGGAAAUUGUGAACCGGGAAACCGAUACGGACAUCUGGAAAACGAUCCUUUCUGAAGUCCGGCUUGUCCAUCUCAACACCUCCGCGGUGCUCAAGCUCAGCGGGGCCUCCCUCCCGGCAUGGGGCUACCGGCAGCUGGAGGUGGUGGGGGAGAAGGCCUCCAAGGGGCACCACCAGAGCAUGCUCUGGAACGUGGAGGAGCACCGCUAUGGCAAGAGCCAGGAGCCGAAGGAGCGGGAGGCAGAGCUGCAUUCUCCGACGCAGAUCAGCAUCGGGCAGAACCUCUCCUUCCUGGCCAAGUUCAUGGAGCUGCAGUGGAAGAUCCUGACGCUGAAGAACGAGGAGGCAGAGCACAAGUACAGCUCCUCCCCUUUGGACUGGGUCACCAUGGAGACCAACAUCGCCUACUGGUUCCAGGCCUCCUCUGGGGCCCAGAUCCACCUACUGGGCAACAUGGCCACCUGGACUUCAGCCAACGUGGCUGUGGCCGCCUACCUGGCCCUCUUCUUGUGGUACCUCCUGCGGCGGAGGCGGGGCGUCUGCGACAUCCCCGAUGAGGCCUGGGAGCAGUGGGUCUUGGCGGGGAGCCUCUUCCUGGGCGGCUGGGCCCUCAACUACCUGCCCUUCUUCCUGAUGGAGAAGACCCUCUUCCUCUACCACUACCUGCCGGCCCUCACCUUCCAGAUCCUCCUGGUCCCUGUCGUCCUCCAACACAUCAGCGACCACCUCUGCAGGUCCCGCCUCUCCCAGAGCAUGCUGCGUGCCCUUGUGGCGGCCUGGCUGUCCUCGGUCUGCCUGACUCACCACUCCUUCUGGCCGCUGACAUACGGGGAGCCCCCACUCUCGGCCGCCGGCCUCCGGAGCCUGCGCUGGAAGGACAGCUGGGACCUCCUCAUCCGGAGGCAGCAGCGCCAACCCUGAGGAAGGGCAGGAGGGCCAGCGGGCCGGGACUGAGCACACGCCACGGGACAUGCUGCAGCAACCAAGAUCCACAACCAAGACUU
Messenger RNA from Anolis sagrei ordinatus, 2316 nucleotides. The record is from RefSeq and is a predicted model, not a curated record. NCBI's taxonomy places the organism in Eukaryota, Metazoa, Chordata, Lepidosauria, Squamata, Anolidae.